This is a messenger RNA of Durusdinium trenchii, 1191 nucleotides long. Lineage: Eukaryota; Dinophyceae; Suessiales; Symbiodiniaceae. The record is from the annotation of a GenBank genome assembly.
AUGGGCGAGGCAAGCGCCCAGUCAGAGGAACGCAAGGGGUUUGAACUCCCAUCGCACCUGACUGCAAUUCAGAAGCUGGGAAGCGGAGCUUACGGAGAGGUCUAUCUAUGUGAAGAUUCCAGAAAUGGAUCGCAGGUUGCUGUGAAGUGGAUUCGCAACUUUACCCAGGACCCUCUUUGUGGCAAGAGGAUUCUCCGGGAGAUCCGACUUUUGGCGGCCCUUCGCCAUGAGAAUCUUUUGCGGCUGCUGGAUCUCCCGGCGGUGCCGGAUCCGGACUUCGACGACGUCUACAUCGUCAUGCCCUACCUGCACUUGGACCUGCACCGGGUUAUCUACUCCAAGAUGAAACUUUCGGAGUCUCAUUGCCAGGCCUUCGUGUGUCAGAUCCUUCGAGGAUUGAAGUACCUUCAUUCUGCCGGAGUUGCUCACCGCGACCUGAAGCCGAGCAACAUCCUGGUGAACAAGGACUGUGCUUUGAGGAUUGCAGACUUUGGCCUGGCCAGAGGGCGCUCCAACUCUGACGAAGAACUCACUGACUAUGUCGUGACUCGUUGGUACCGCGCUCCUGAACUGAUGCUCCUUCCUUGUGGAUACUUCGAGGCGGUGGAUCUUUGGUCCGUGGGAUGCAUCCACUUCGAGCUCAUGGCCAGAGAGGUGCUUUUCCCGGGCAAAGAUCACUUGGACAUGCUCAAACGCAUCGCUGCUACUUUAGGUUUCUCCAUGGAGAACGACCUUGGCUGGGUUCCAGAAAAGGACAUGGCACAGGUUCAGGGAAUGGUGCGAACACUGAAGCUCCCCGAGGAGCCAAAGGCAUCAUCUUCCUUAGAGGAACGCCUGCCAAAGGCAUCGGAGGAUUGCUUAGACUUGUUGAACAAGUUCUUAGACAAGAUUCCAACAAGACGGAUCACAGCGUUAGCUGCCCUGGAUCAUCCGUACUUAGCGCACUUGCAUGAUCCGGCAGGGGAGUCCACUGCACCCAGACCAUUUGCAUGGGAUUUCGACCACUUUGAACCCUCAAAGCGCGCCUUGAAGGACAGGGUCUAUGCCGAGUGUGCUCGGCUUCAUCCAGAAAUCGUCGCCCGCGACAAAGAGUGGUUAUCUGCCCGUGGCUUCCUGCCACAAGGGACGGCGCCGUUGGGGCCUCCACCUAGCCGAGCGCCAAGGCCACCUACUGUAGUCACAAGCAUUUGA